Molecule: messenger RNA, 1966 nt
Organism: Orussus abietinus
Lineage: Eukaryota; Metazoa; Arthropoda; Insecta; Hymenoptera; Orussidae
Product: KICSTOR complex protein ITFG2-like
Exons: 6
Coding region: 22-1863 (613 amino acids)
Biological process (GO): regulation of TOR signaling
Cellular component (GO): KICSTOR complex
Source: RefSeq, a predicted model, not a curated record
GAUAUAAAGUUCUGAUCCAAGAUGAAAGCCGUUCGCUUUAUUAAACGUUUGCAGUGGGAUUUGCCUGGAACUGUUUGUAGACACGGACUAACGAUCGGAGAUGUUGAUAACGAUGGUGAUAAUGAAUUAGUUAUUGGUACCACGGAAGGAGAACUACAUAUAUUCAAGGGAUCAGAACUGUGGCAAAAGAUAACGGGACUGGGUCUUGUGACAAGUGUCGCAAUUGGUGAUAUUUUCAAUUAUGGCUGCAAUGCUCUUGUUGUAAUUUGUGGAGAUGGGUGGGCCCACAUUUUUUAUAGUCCAAGGCCUGCUAAUUCAACCGCAACUGCAUCAAAUUCAGCUAAUCUUCAGUCCGGUAAAGAAGUUAUUAGCUUGGAUAACCUUAAAAUAAGCUCAGGGCAAGGUACGGUAGAUAUAGGAACGGAUAUGAGUACAUCGAUUGUCACCGAUCACAUUGAUAGUACAAACGAAGUUAACGAGUUGUCUGGAAAAAUGGAAUGUGUCCAUGUUCAAAGAAUCCCAACAAACACCAAAAUUGUUCUCAUUGCAGACAUCGACAAAGACGGAGCAAACGAAAUGGUUAUUGGUUUGACCGAUCGAGUUGUAAGAUCAUAUCGAUGGUCAUGCAAUGCUGAUUUAGGCACGGGUAAACUAGUUGGACUUAACAAAUGGGAAUGCACUGACCAAAUUGGAACGGUUACGCUUCAGCAUUCAGGAGAUGGAGUACCUACGUUGCUAGUAGCUCAACCAGGCGGUACUUUUAUGCGAAUCAAGUGCAAUCCAGACAACAGUCACUUUGAAGAACAUAAUACUUUAGACGUCAAUGGUGAAGCUGCAGCAAGUUGCAUAGAUUACCAAACGCUGGGAAUUUCCAGAAUGCGCAAUCCAAAUAUUUCAACUGAAAUAAUGGGCGAUUUGGAAUUAGGAGGAAAACCAAUUGUACCUUCAACAGAUCGAGAUAUAUCAAGGGACGGGUCAAAAGUCUCGAUAUACACAUUGGAUGAUGAUUCGAUUGGUCAGAUUUCAUCGGUAACAGAACUCGAAAGUGCGGAAUGUACAAGACAGUUUUCCCAUUCAGAGAAGAAAAAAUUUGCGUUGGACGCAACGGAUCAUUUAAGAAAAGGGCAAUAUUCACAUGGUGCAAAUAUUGUAACAAGUAUAUUUUAUAGUAAACUCGAUUCAACUGAAUCCGAUCAAGUGGAUGGUAACUUGGUAGGUGGUAACGUUAUUCUCGGAGAGUUUGACUCAAAAGAGGAAAAGAAAUCCGUGCUGUCAAUGUACAAUGAUUUCUCGCACAACAAUAAUAACAAUAACAAUGAUUUCGCCACAAAAGAUAAAGUUAAUAUACUUGGGAAUAGUGAGAAAAGUACUUCAAACGGCAAACCAUAUGCUUUAGCUACGUUGGAUGGAACCAUUAUGUUGGUUCAAAACGAAAUAAUUAUGUGGGCCAUGCAAGUUGAUCAUCAGAUUUUUGCCCUAUGUCGAUUAGACGUGACGGGAGAUGGCAAGGAUGAAAUCGUUGCAUGUGCAUGGGAUGGGCAGACUUACAUACUCGAUCAACAAAAGAACAGCGUCCGUUUUCAAUUCGGAGAAUCGGUCAGAGCUUUCUGUACGGGAAAAUACAGUGUUACCCAAGGGAACUCGACGCCAUCUUUAGUGUAUAAUACCUUUACUAACAAGAUAUUUCUAUAUUACGACGUAAUUCUGCCACAUAUGGUGAUUACUCCUAUGGAUCCAAUAGACGAAUUAGAUCCAGAUGAAAGACAAGUUUUAGAAGAGAUGCUGGAUUCAAGCAACGAAGGCGAAAAACGAGAAAAGCUGCGACAACUAACGGAGUGGUUGUUGUACGGACAACGCGAUUGAUCGCGACCAAUACAUCUUAAGGCGGCUCAACCUAUCGUUCUCCAAAUCCUGUGUAAAUGACGACGGUUCAAAACACGCCAUGCGCAGAAGGCAUGAAUACAAA